Molecule: messenger RNA, 1506 nt
Organism: Anarrhichthys ocellatus (wolf-eel)
Lineage: Eukaryota; Metazoa; Chordata; Actinopteri; Perciformes; Anarhichadidae
Gene: banf1
Product: barrier to autointegration nuclear assembly factor 1
Exons: 3
Coding region: 118-390 (90 amino acids)
Biological process (GO): chromosome organization
Cellular component (GO): nucleus; condensed chromosome
Molecular function (GO): DNA binding
Source: RefSeq, a predicted model, not a curated record
CGGUGCCUGACGGAAACAGAAACCACACGACUCUCCAGCCAACUAAGCAAAUACUUAGCCAGGACGGGACAAUAAUUGUUAAGUAGUUGGUGAUCUUUGACCGCCUACAAAGCAGCCAUGUCGUCGACAUCCCAAAAACAUAAAGACUUUGUGGCCGAGCCCAUGGGGGAGAAGCCUGUGGGGGCCCUUGCAGGCAUCGGAGACGCCCUUGGCGGAAGACUGGAGGAGAAGGGUUUUGAUAAGGCGUACGUCGUCCUCGGCCAGUUUCUUGUGCUCAAGAAAGACGAGGAGCUUUUCCGGGAUUGGCUGAAGGACACUUGCAGAGCAAAUGUGAAACAACAAGGUGACUGCUAUGGCUGCCUUAAAGAAUGGUGUGAUGCCUUCUUAUAAAGCAUGCGGCCAUUGUUUUCUACUUCUGAAGUCCAAACUGUACAUUGCCUCUUCAGUGAUCUUGAUUCAAUUCAGCUACACCGCAUAUAUGAACUGACACUCUUCACACGAACGAGGUUCAGUUUAUUUAUUUUGAACUUCUUCUUCACAUUUUCAGUGUAUUUCUGAAAUCCUUUGACCCCCCCCCCUAAACAGAUUUCACACAUGCCCUCCUCAUGGUCUAUCACUAGUGGGUCUAGACUAAUACUGGCUCACUCUUUCUUCAAGUUGGCUGGAGAAUCACAACAGCGGGACAAUUCUAUCUCUGUCACCUACUCACCGUCAGUAGAUCUUCUAAUGGCAGUCUUUUAAAGUUUUUAUAGUAAAAGCACGGGUGUAACUAAUAACAAUAAUGGUGGCUCCUGUCCAUUUACGUCGACCAGUAAGUCGUGCCACUGAGCCAGCAUGCCCAUUAGGACUGUGACACAGGGACACUAUAUGUAACGCUGGGUUCAGAGGCGCUUCAGGCUGAAACUGUCCUGUUUGCGUUUUUUUGGGGAAAAAGCUGCUCAUGUGCAUAAUAUUCAAUUUGUCUGAGACCAUUGAAAUACUGCAUGUACUUUCUGUUAAAGGUUGAAUUUUAAAUGUAUAGUUCAUCCAUUGUUGGUCAUGUACUGGGAAUUUCAAUGUCUUAAGCCAAACAUGGCUACUUUGUUCUCACACUUGUCUUUCUGUGUGAAGUAGUGAUUUACCAGAAGAAUCCAGACUAAUGUUCUUACUCGCCUUCGUGCCCCGAUUGCCUGUUUUUAAAGCCAUUGGAAAGUUGUAAGCUGUCUUGUUUUAAAUAGUUCAUCGUAACACAGUUCAGCAUCACCAACAAUGUUUAAAGGAUUUCUUGAAGAGGUGGAUUGUCUGUUUGAAGUAUCUUGCAGAAUAUGUGACAAACGGAAGCUAAACCUAUGUGACACUGGUCUAAACAAAGAUGUACUUUUUUUUAUUUUAUUACACAAACUUUUAACAUUUGAUCCUGCAUAUGAAGAAGCAGCAUGGCCAGACCCCCUCCUAUGGUCUGCUCAGCGCUUGUUUGAACCUAAUUGAAAAGUAUAUAAAUAAAGAUGGAGAUUCAACAAACUCAAA